Coniosporium apollinis CBS 100218 is the source of this 1893-nucleotide messenger RNA. RefSeq lists its product as uncharacterized. Lineage: Eukaryota; Fungi; Ascomycota; Dothideomycetes. The record is from RefSeq and is a predicted model, not a curated record. Gene Ontology annotation, molecular function: metal ion binding. The transcript has a single exon. The coding region runs from base 1 to 1893 and encodes 630 amino acids.
AUGACGCUGAAGUCUGUUGGCGGUGUGCCAGUGCCACAGGCCGUUCCUACUUCGUUCCAGUAUCCGAAAACCACCCCAACAGAAGAGCUUGACGCCGCUGCUAUUGCUGCACUGACGCCUGAACCGCUAAAGAUCACCAAGGCAGCGGUUGGCACGAAGCGAGAGGCAACGCCACCUACCCCGACCAAGGCUCGUCGAGCUUCGACAGGUGGGUAUCAUGGCGACACAAGCACAUCCAUGGGCCUAGCAGCGGCAUUGGAUACGCCGUUGGGCACCUCCUCGCUGCACACACUGCACGAUCCAAUGGCAGAUCUCUCCACCAGGCUCGCGCAACUGAGGGUGUCGUGUCCUUUGCCAGGUCUUGCCACAACAGGACUAUCCCAGACUGCGACCGAAGAUACUCACGAAGGCACGAGCUCGGUUCGCGUAAGCCCUCGGGUUGUCAGCUUCCCCCACAAGAUCAAGAGACCUACUGCCGUCACCCCUCAGGCUUCACCUUUUGGAUUUGGAGGUAACCCCUCUCCCGGCUCGACACACGUAUUCGGAUCUGGACAGCCGGGUAGUAACAUCGCGACCCCCGCGAUGGCCCAUUACAGCUCUCAAGCUCUCUUGCAUCGGCCAGCUGAAGCGGCUGCUAUGGAAGCCCCCCGAUCGAGGGACUCCACAACCUCAACCUCCGACGUUAGCAUUCAUGACACCACUUCUCGUGAGGAGAAGUUGGCAACCAAACCUCUCUACGUUGAACAUCAUCAGGCGCACAAUGCAGGCGAACCCGCCAGUCCAGAACAUCUUCGACCGAGCUCAUCCACCGCCUCUCAGGCUGGCAAUAUUCUCGCUGAAGGUCUAGAGGAAGAUGCCACUAUUCCGCCUCCGACUAUAGUCAAACCAGCCUUAUUCAAUCCCGAAGCCGCCGGGCAAGCCCUCGAGGAUCUCCAGAACAUGACCAAGGCCCAAGCUGGUAGAAAGAAGCGCUCCCGUCCAGCCGGUCAUGGCGGGUCGGUGCCUCAUGGUGGUCUUCUCGCCCUUGCUGGCCCCGGCCGCGCUGGAACUACGGCGCGUGGCCGUUCUCCGGCUCAGGGGUCCUAUGGCAACUCCAUAACUCGUGGUGAUUCUGCGGUUCGUGGCAAGUCAUUGAGCCGUGGCGGUGCUUCAUCUCGUGGUGGCAUCCCAAGCCGCCACCCUCCAGCGGCUCGACGCCCGCUCUACGAACCCGCUUCUGGCGGUGAAGCUAUACGCUGCUUCUACCAAGACCGCGAGGGUGGUUGCCCUCGCCCACAUGGCGAGUGCCCGUUUGUUCAUGAUCCGCCGCAGGACUCUGAGACCAAACACAUUCAGUCUGUCGAUAUCCAAGCAGCCACUGCCGAUUCCGUCGUUCGUGAUUGGGACGAAAUGGAGUCAGUUCGCUUUGCGCCUCUGGACAAUAACUCGGUUGGUACUUGUUCAGAUGUCGACAUGAGUGAUGCUGACUCAAUUUUAACUCAGCACGGUAGUGUCAUGUCUAUUGACACUCCUUCUAUCGAUGCUCCGUCUCUUACUGCUCCGUCUUUUGCUGCUCCUUCUCUUGUUGCUCCGUCUCUUGCUGCCCCGUCAUUUGUCGCUUCGUUCGCAUCUGUACCAUCCGCUGCUCCUCAAGCCAUUGCUGCUCAAUCCGUCAGUGGCCUCUCGACUGGUGGUCAAUCUGCCGGUUCUCAGUAUGGCGGCACGAACCAGUCACGCAAGAAGUCCGGCAAUCGAAAGGCUCCAUGCGCCUACUACACUACUCCAGGUGGAUGUUCCCGAGGAAUGUACUGUGGCUUCUUUCAUGAUCCUGCCUACGAUGCGGACAAAAAGACUAUUGCAACAGAGGGCAUGCUGAUUGGCCCUCAUCUCUAUCCAGGCCGCGAUCGCGUGUAA